Messenger RNA from Aspergillus pseudoviridinutans, 1674 nucleotides. Its product is annotated as carboxylesterase/lipase family protein. The coding region runs from base 1 to 1674 and encodes 557 amino acids. The transcript is spliced from 4 exons. The record is from RefSeq and is a predicted model, not a curated record. NCBI's taxonomy places the organism in Eukaryota, Fungi, Ascomycota, Eurotiomycetes, Eurotiales, Aspergillaceae.
AUGAAACUUUUGGUUGCUUCCUUCUUUGCCCUCUGGGCUGUGGGGAAUGCUGCACCGAGCAGCGUCUCCAAUCCCAAGGUCCAUGUCCGAAAUGGUACCUACAUUGGGGUGAGAAAUGCGAAUUAUCAGCAAGAUUUCUUUUUAGGCAUGCCGUAUGCCCAGCAGCCUGUGGGAAAUUUGCGAUUCAAAGUUCCCCAAUCUUUGAAUGAGAGCUGGGACGGGGAGCGCGAUGCAAAGGAGUACUCGGAUAUCUGUGUUGGAUACGGUUCAGACUCCAUCUGGUAUCCGAUGUCUGAAGCUUGUCUCACCCUAAACGUCGUCCGCGGUUCGUCGGUCAAUGAGAACUCGAAGCUGCCUGUUGGUGUCUGGAUUCACGGGGGUGGGUUCUACAUGGGUUCAGGCUCUGACCAGCGCUACAACAUGUCUGCUAUCGUGGCAAACUCGUAUGAGAUUGGCAAACCCUUCAUCGCCGUUUCGCUCAACUACCGUCUCUCUGCAUGGGGCUUCUUGAGUUCUCAGGAGGUCGUUGACAGUGGGAACACUAAUAUCGGGCUCAGAGACCAAAGACUGGCGCUUCAAUGGAUCCAAGAGAAUAUUGCGGCGUUCGGAGGUGACCCGACCAAAGUUACCAUCUGGGGGGAGUCCGCCGGAGGAAUGUCUGUUGGCUAUCAUCUCACAGCAUACAACGGCAGAGACGAUGGUCUCUUCCGCGGAGCUAUUAUGGAAUCUGGUGGUUCAAUAUCCGUUAGUCCAGCCAGCUACACAGUGUUCCAAGGCUUUUACGACGAUCUUGUAUCGAAAGUCCAGUGCUCGGACGCUAAAGAUACGCUGCAAUGUCUGCGUGAAGUGCCCUUUGAGACGUUGAAUGCUGCUCUCAACGGUACUGGCGGCUCGCCCAACUAUAGGUUUGCACCCGUGGUUGACGGGGAUUUCAUCCCGAAUCGCGGCAGUGUCCUCUUGAAGGAACACAAAUAUGUCAAAGUCCCCAUCAUUGCUGGUACGAACACAGACGAGGGGACAGCGUUUGGUCCCUUUGGGAUCAAUACCACGGAGCAAUUCUACGAGUACCUCACAGAUGCCAAAUAUGGAGGGUCAAUCAAGCUCCCAAAUCCAGUAGCAAAGCAAAUCCUACGGCUCUAUCCCGACGACCCGUCCCAAGGUAUCCCUGAGUAUCUCGGCUCUAAACGUGUGCCAUCAAUGGGCUACGAAUGGCGACGUACAUCCGCCUACGCAGGCGAUGUGAUGAUGCACACCAUCCGCCGCCGACAAUGCGAAGCGUGGGCAGAGACAUCAACGCCGGCGUACUGCUACCGAUUCAAUGUCCACGCAGCGGACGUUCCUCUAAUCAUGGGAGCCACCCACUUUGAGGAGGUGGCGUUUGUUUUCUACAACAUUGAGGGACUUGGCUAUCAUAGUGGUAAACCGUUUGCCGGCACGCCUGAGUCGUACAAGCAGCUCAGCAAGCUGAUGACGAGUAUGUGGGCUUCAUUCAUCCACGACUUGGAUCCAAACUCGGGCAUCCAGAACUCGCCGGUGCACUGGGAUCCGUACGGCAGAGGAAAGCCAGUCGACUUGCUCUUCGAUGCCAAUGUUACGAGCCACAUGGAGCCCGACACAUGGCGGAAGAACGGGAUUGACUAUAUCAAUUCCCAGGCUGAUGUGUAUGGGCGAUGA